UAGGUUUACGUCUUGUUCAAGCUGCAUCAAUGGAGCACAUACAAGGGGCCUGGAAGACGAUCAGCAAUGGUUUUGGAUUCAAAGAUGCGGUGUUUGAUGGUUCCAGCUGCAUCUCCCCUACAAUAGUUCAACAGUUUGGCUAUCAGCGCCGGGCGUCAGAUGAUGGCAAACUCACAGACUCUUCGAAGACAAGCAACACCAUCCGUGUUUUCUUGCCGAACAAGCAAAGAACAGUGGUCAAUGUGCGCAAUGGGAUGAGCUUGCACGACUGCCUUAUGAAAGCUCUCAAGGUGAGGGGCCUGCAACCGGAGUGCUGUGCGGUGUUCAGACUUCUCCAGGAGCACAAAGGUAAAAAAGCUCGUUUAGAUUGGAAUACUGAUGCUGCCUCUUUGAUUGGAGAAGAACUUCAAGUAGAUUUCCUGGAUCACGUUCCCCUCACAACACAUAACUUUGCUCGGAAGACGUUCCUGAAACUUGCCUUCUGUGACAUCUGCCAGAAAUUCCUGCUCAAUGGAUUUCGAUGUCAGACUUGCGGCUACAAAUUUCAUGAACAUUGUAGCACCAAAGUACCUACUAUGUGUGUGGACUGGAGUAAUAUCAGACAGCUCUUGUUAUUUCCCAAUUCCAUCGUCGGCGAUGGUGGGGCCCCCGCACUACCUUCCUUGACAAUGCGCCGGAUGCGAGAGUCUGUCUCGCGGUUGCCUGUCAGUUCCCAACACAGAUAUUCCACACCCCAUGCCUUCACGUUCAACACCUCCAGCCCCUCCUCCGAGGGCUCCCUGUCCCAGAGGCAGAGGUCGACGUCCACACCUAAUGUCCACAUGGUCAGCACCACCCUGCCUGUGGACAGCAGGAUGAUUGAGGAUGCAAUUCGAAGCCACAGCGAAUCAGCCUCACCUUCAGCCCUGUCCAGCAGUCCCAACAACCUGAGCCCAACGGGCUGGUCACAGCCCAAAGCCCUCGUGCCAGCACAAAGGGAGCGUGCACCGGGACCUGGGACCCAGGAGAAAAACAAAAUUAGGCCUCGCGGACAGAGAGAUUCCAGCUACUACUGGGAAAUAGAAGCCAGCGAAGUGAUGCUUUCCACUCGGAUUGGGUCAGGCUCCUUUGGAACUGUCUACAAGGGCAAGUGGCAUGGAGACGUUGCAGUAAAAAUCCUAAAGGUGGUCGACCCAACUCCGGAGCAGUUCCAGGCGUUCAGGAAUGAGGUGGCCGUCCUGCGCAAAACGCGGCAUGUGAACAUCCUGCUGUUCAUGGGCUACAUGACGAAAGACAACCUGGCCAUCGUGACCCAGUGGUGUGAGGGCAGCAGCCUCUACAAACACCUGCAUGUCCAGGAGACCAAGUUCCAGAUGUUCCAGUUAAUUGACAUUGCCCGGCAGACGGCUCAGGGGAUGGACUAUUUGCAUGCGAAGAACAUCAUCCACAGAGACAUGAAAUCCAACAAUAUAUUUCUCCACGAAGGCUUAACAGUAAAAAUUGGAGAUUUUGGCCUGGCAACAGUGAAGUCGCGCUGGAGUGGCUCUCAGCAGGUGGAACAGCCCACUGGCUCUGUCCUGUGGAUGGCCCCAGAGGUGAUCCGAAUGCAGGAUAACAACCCGUUCAGCUUCCAGUCUGACGUCUACUCCUACGGCAUCGUGCUGUACGAGCUGAUGACGGGGGAGCUGCCGUACUCCCACAUCAACAACCGCGAUCAGAUCAUCUUCAUGGUGGGCCGAGGGUAUGCCUCUCCGGAUCUCAGUAAGCUGUACAAGAACUGCCCCAAGGCAAUGAAGAGGCUGGUGGCCGACUGUGUGAAGAAGGUUAAGGAAGAGAGGCCCCUUUUUCCCCAGAUCCUGUCUUCCAUCGAGCUGCUCCAACACUCUCUACCGAAAAUCAACCGGAGUGCUUCUGAGCCAUCCCUGCACCGGGCAGCCCACACUGAGGACAUCAACGCCUGCACGCUGACCACGUCCCCGAGGCUGCCUGUCUUCUAGCAGACCGUGCACCUGCGCUCAGAUGCCAGGGAGGAAGCCAGCCGGCUCUGCUUUCUGCCCGCUUCCUACGGAGGCAGAGCAGGUUUCCAGAGAGCUGCUAAGGACCUUCUGGAUACUCACAGGGCCUUAACUUCACGUGGCCUUCUUUUCUACCCACCCUGGCCCUGGAGGAGGCGGCCAUCACGACGCUGGUCUGUUCUCCCUGCCUCAUCCCCGCGCUCACCUUCCAGAUGCACCGAGGGAUGCCGGCCGCAGUGCAAAAGCUGGGGCCCCAGCUGUCAGCUGAACGCGUGUAGGUAGGGCAGAAAGAGCACCCGGAGGGGAAGUCACGGUGGGCAGCCGGGCUCUGCCAUGGAGACACGUGGGAUUUGGGAACCCACUUCUGUGAGGAACGCCUGUCACAGGAGGGUCUCUCCCGCAGAGACGUUGGCGCAGCUCCUGACAGUUUUGCACAUAACACACCAAACGGCCCGGGGCUGCCGCGACUCGCUUGCCGGGGCCUGCUGUGGUACUACGGAACCUGACUUGGGGGGAACCUGACUUGGGGCCGCGUGCUCGCUCAGCCUGAGGCGUCUGGAUGGCUUCCUGGCCGGCGCUCGGCCUCUCCUCCCACCACAGCCUCCCUCGCAGGGAGCAGGCCCCCACCGUGUGUGUAUCGUCUUCCAGGAGCUGCCCCCAUGGGGCAGACCAUAGGGCCAGCCUUGUCCCGUCACAUCGUGUGUGCAAGGAAGCAAGGAACACAGGUUUUCUUGACAAUUUGAGUUUUAAUUUUGUUUUUAUUGCGCCUGACAAAAUACAGUUAUCUAAUGGUUCCUCAAUUAUGUUAUUUUAAUAAAAUAAAUUAAAUUUAGGUUUAA
Messenger RNA from Tupaia belangeri chinensis (Chinese tree shrew), 2833 nucleotides. RefSeq names its product Raf-1 proto-oncogene, serine/threonine kinase (gene RAF1). The record is from RefSeq and is a predicted model, not a curated record. Lineage: Eukaryota; Metazoa; Chordata; Mammalia; Scandentia; Tupaiidae. Gene Ontology annotation, biological process: MAPK cascade; protein phosphorylation. Gene Ontology annotation, cellular component: mitochondrion; cytosol. Bases 30 to 1976 code for a protein of 648 amino acids. The transcript has 16 exons. Gene Ontology annotation, molecular function: MAP kinase kinase kinase activity; ATP binding.